UCACGAAAAUAGUAAAACGAGUGACUCGAUCGCUGCGUGAAAAAAUUACAGUAUUCUGUUUAAAUUCUAAAUUAAUAUUUAAGAACUUAACUUAUUAGGGUUGGUUCCUGGUUGAGAAUGAGCAAAGGUGUAUCGAACGGGGUGGGGAACCACGAGGGGGAAGAGGAGGCAGUGGGAGGAAUGUACGCCAUGCCUCGACCUUACGAACUCCCAGCAGAUGUUCAACUCCCAAAAAGCAUGUAUGCCGUCGCCCCCAUCAAUAAGACCCCCAGUUCCAGUGAGGCUGCCUCUGUGUCCAACUCCACCCAUGACGUCCUCGGGGGCAGAUGCAUCUCAAGAGGCACGUUAACCAAAAAUUCAAAAUCUUCCGGAGCACAGUCUGAUGACGCUAUGAACAGCCUGGAACGAAAACAGUUGAAGAUUAUCGAGCAACUUAAAUCACUACAAAAUGUUAUCACGAAUAUUCACCAGAAAUCAUUUAGCAAAAGUGAAACAAUUGUUGGAAGCAGUCACGAAGUUGCACCAGCCUGUUCGGAGGGCAAGCAAUUACUUACGAAGGAGAAUAUUGAUGUCGUUAUUCAUGCAAACCCAAACGAAGCUCCAUUUUCUUUGAUGUUCUUUGCAAACCUAUUUGAACAACAUUACGAAAAUGCCGUGGUCAGUAUAAAGUCGCAUAUUCACUCAUCUUACAAAGGUACCGUCAACAUGGAUGCGCUAUCUGUAUUCAACCAGGAAAAGGAUGGAGCAAACUUUCGGUUCACUGUGAUAUGGAAAAAUGUUGACACUUGCACCUUGAUAAUUACUCCGAUUGAGUCGACCUACAUCAUUGGAGAGGCUAACAUGGCACGGUUCCUCUCGCGAUUACUACCCACCACAAAUGCAUCUCUAAAUUAUGACUGUCUAAACUGGGAGCGAUUGGUGCGAGUAGAUUCGCUCUUGGAUGUCGCCCAUGAAGAAAAUGUAGUAUCCCUUGUGGAGAAGGAACUAAAAAAUACCAAUAAUAAUUUCCUGACUGGCCAACCUACUAUUGCUGAUCUCGUGAUCUACUCUUCCGUUGCCUCAAAGGUCGUCGCAUCAAAAGGGGAGAAAAAUGCACCUGCCAGUGUCAAGAAUUGGUUCAAGCAACUGGAAAUCGCGUUCGGGUUCUACAACUCUAUGAAUUAAUGAUCCACUUAAUAAAAAUGCCCACAACCGUUAAGCUUGUCUUUUACUACUGUUGAUGGAAUUCGUAUGUCACACGAUAAGCAAGAAAUCCGAUAUUUAUGAAGUUGUGAUGAGAUAUAUACUUAACUCCUCGACCGAAUUUGGAACGUGUGAGAGUCAUAAAUCAAAUAAAUUAAGCAUGGCUAAGCUGAAU
Messenger RNA from Folsomia candida, 1357 nucleotides. It is a transcript of the gene AIMP2, whose product is annotated as aminoacyl tRNA synthase complex-interacting multifunctional protein 2. Bases 118 to 1164 code for a protein of 348 amino acids. Lineage: Eukaryota; Metazoa; Arthropoda; Collembola; Entomobryomorpha; Isotomidae. Gene Ontology annotation, cellular component: aminoacyl-tRNA synthetase multienzyme complex. The record is from RefSeq and is a predicted model, not a curated record. The transcript is spliced from 4 exons.